This is a messenger RNA of Centropristis striata (black sea bass), 2830 nucleotides long. RefSeq names its product tumor susceptibility 101a (gene tsg101a). The record is from RefSeq and is a predicted model, not a curated record. Gene Ontology annotation, cellular component: ESCRT I complex. Gene Ontology annotation, molecular function: ubiquitin binding. Lineage: Eukaryota; Metazoa; Chordata; Actinopteri; Perciformes; Serranidae. The coding region runs from base 348 to 1520 and encodes 390 amino acids. Gene Ontology annotation, biological process: endosome to lysosome transport; protein modification process; protein transport. The transcript is spliced from 10 exons.
GUGGAAUACCGGAAAUUCCUUUUGUUGAUCAUCGGAUAUUUGUUUUGCGGCCUCUUUUAAGAACUAUAAGUUAGCAGUUUUUAAAUUCUUAUUUAACGUAUUGAAUAUUGGCGCGUUAAAAGUAUAGGGUUUACUUGUGUGGGACGGUAGGGUUUCAUAUAGACACCGAAUCAUUGUUUGAAGUGAGGCGAUAUUUGGGCCUGAGGCUAGGCUAACUAAAGCCUGGCAUUCAGUGAAGUCCUGCUAGCUAGCGCUAGCUUGUGUUAGUCAGUCUAGCUGGCUUAAAAGUCAACCGUUUACUCACUUAACUCAUCAAUAAGAACAGUGAAAACAAAAACGCAGAAACCAUGGCGGUUGUCAACGAAAGUAACCUGAAAAAAAUGCUGAAGCAAUACAAAUACAGAGACCUGACUGUGCGUGAGAUAACUAAUGUCAUCUCCCAGUACAAGGACUUGAAGCCAGUUAUGGAUGCUUAUGUGUUUAAUGAUGGCUCCACAAGAGACCUGAUGAGUUUGACAGGAACUGUACCAGUGAGCUACAGAGGCAAUGUCUACAACAUCCCAGUGUGUCUGUGGUUGCUGGACACAUAUCCUUACAACCCUCCCAUAUGUUUUGUCAAACCUACCAGUGCCAUGAUGAUCAAAACUGGCAAACACAUUGAUGCCAACGGCAAAAUCUACCUGCCAUAUCUGCACGAGUGGAAGCAUCCUCAGUCAGACCUGUAUGGUCUGAUUCAGGUGAUGAUUGUGGUUUUUGGAGAGGAGCCUCCUGUGUUUUCUCGCCCCACCACACAAGCCCCCUACCAAGCGUUCCAAGCAGCUGGACCCCCUAACCCUUCCUAUAUGCCUGGAAUGCCCGCAGUCUCACCCUAUGGCCCAAAUCCUAACCCAGGAGGCUAUCCAGGAUACCAGUACCCAGGGGGCAAUUCUUACCCAGCCACUGCUGGAACUGCACACUACCCCACCCAGACUCCAGUUUCCACAGUGGGCCCGAACAGAGAUGGCACCAUUGGAGAGGACACAAUCCGCGCAUCUCUGAUUUCAGCUGUAAGUGACAAGCUUCGCUGGAGAAUGAAGGAGGAGAUGGACAGAGCUCAGGCGGAGCUGGACGCCCUGAAGCGAACAGAGGAGGACCUGAAGAAAGGACAUCAGAAACUGGAGGAGAUGGUCUCAAGACUGGACCAGGAAGUGUCCGAGGUUGACAGGAACAUCGAGCUGCUGAAGAGAAAGGACGAGGAGCUGAGUGAGGCCUUGGAGAAGAUGGAGAACCAAUCAGAGAACAAUGACAUUGACGACGUCAUUGUGCCCACAGCUCCACUGUACAAACAGAUCCUCAACCUUUAUGCUGAAGAAAACGCAAUUGAGGACACUAUCUUUUACUUGGGAGAGGCCCUCCGCAGAGGUGUCAUAGACCUGGAGGUUUUUCUUAAGCAUGUACGCCUUCUGUCCAGGAAGCAGUUCCAGCUCCGCGCCCUCAUGCAGAAAGCCCGCAAGACUGCCGGCCUUAGUGACCUCUACUGACCCACACUGACUACCAGGAAUCAUUCAGAUUUUCAUUUCCUCUUACUUGCUUCUCUCCAAUCUCUGUUUUGUUCUCUUUUUAAUGUCUUCAUGUAGCUGUCCUUUUUUAAUCUCUAUAAACUCUGUUCUUUUGAGAUUUGAGAAAUCUGAACAGCAACAACUGAAAAUAAUUAAAUUAUGAAGAACUGGACUGUCCCAUGUGGCCACAGUUCUCUAUCUUUGAGAUCAUUAUGCAUUAACAGCCGUGACCAAUUUGCAAGAUAUGACACUUACAUUUGUGCGCCAAUAUUAUAUUAUAAAAACCACUGUGACCACAUUGCAAACCAGGUACUGCGGUUGGCACAAAAACAUGUUUAACACACAUGCCAUAUUGGUAAAAGUGAGGUUGUGUCUGCCCUGAGUAUUUGUGGUGUAGCUGGCUUGGCGUACAGUGAGUUAGUGUGUUGAGCCCACAGGUUCCCAAUCCCUUUGACAGACAAAGUCAUUUGGCUAGUAAGCACAAAUUGUUAGGGGCUAGUAGAGAGGGGCUUUGUAGAGAGCCCCUUAUGUCCACUCCCCUCAUUAUGAAAAGGUUACGCUCUGAUAUAAAUACCCAGGGCAACCUUUCAGGAAGGACAGGGGGGGGGGGUUCAGCCUCAGGAUUUAAUGCUGUAUGAGGUCUGGGUCAUGUUCAGUAGCCAUGGAGUCAAAGGGAUCACUUUUCGUACACUAGAGGAGAUGAACAUGUUUCUUCACUGAUUCUUACAUUUUGAGCUCCACUGCCACUUGACCACACUUUUAUUUGUAUUUCCUGUUUCCCUGUGUGUCUUUCCAACAGUGCGAGUGAGUUUCUUUGUGUCAGCUGCUCAGGUCUGCCCUCCAGUCUGACUGCAUUAACCAGUCAAUCACGUACAGUGGCUGUUUUACUCUGUACAGUGUCUCUGUUUAAGGUGGAUGACAGUCUUGGCAUACUUUAUUCUAAGGUAUUACAAAGGAAAAUCUGUAUUUUCUUUUCUUUGCUGUUCUGUUUUCUUCGUGCUGUCCACUUAUUCUCAGUUCUACUGAGGUUUUCAGUAAACGUGAGGAAAAAGUUGUGAAUAAAGCCAGUGCGUUGGAGGGUACAAAAAAAGUACUAAUCAAAAAGUUAACUUAUGUAAAGUUUGAAAACAGGUCUCAUUUAAAUUAGCCUUUUACUAAAUGCACUUUGAAUUGUAUGAUAGAUUAUCUGCUGUUAUUUUUUUCUUGUUUCCAAUUCAACCAUAGACCACCUGUUCUUUUAUAUCUGUAGAUUUAUGUAAAUCAGUACAAAUAAAAGAAAUCUGAUUUAAUGA